AUCGAUUCUUCACCUUCAACUUCAAGCUCAAUAGUACCGUUCCUACGAUAGUCCCGUUUUUGAAUAGAUGUUUAUUUUUCCUAUGAGACUAGUAGUUGCAGGAGCACUAGGCUGCUUAGAAAUCAGUGUCACUGGUUUACUUACUGUAGUGGAUGUAAAAUAAACUGCUAGAAAUAGAUUGAUGUCAGACUAUUUUUCCUAUUUUUGGUCUCGCCUAGUAUCAGGCAUUUCCGUUGUAACGGAAAACUUCAGUUUAUGCAUGACAAGAGUGAUUUAGUUUCUAGCCAUCUAAUUGCUCUGCUCAGUUAAAUUUUUUGACUGUACCGCUACUAUUACUUUCUUAGCUCAGCCUCAAUUUCGUUGGUAGCCUGUCCUUCAUGAAUGGAUGUGUCCUCCAUCAAGAACGAGCAAGCGACUGCAGCAUUCAAAGCCGAGGCAGUAAGAGACGCCCUCCUAGAGAUCUACACGACUUACGAAGCAUGAAAAUAGAAACACUACGUUUAUUCCUUGAGCUGCGAAAUUGAUAUGCCGAUGGAGCUUACCUUACUGCUUGGCCUCGUGGUCUUCGUCUUGGGCACAUCAAUAAAUCAAAGAGAGGCCAUAGUCCAAUCACUCAAGGAGCAGUUGCCCAAUUGAUUCAUCAAAUUCUCUUAAUAUUUAUUUGAAAAUCGUCGUAGUUCUUCUAACAUCCUUCCCCGGCAGCCGAGCAGGCGGCACCAGAAGAUAGCGAUAGCUUCCUC
Molecule: messenger RNA, 740 nt
Organism: Amoebophrya sp. A25
Lineage: Eukaryota; Dinophyceae; Syndiniales; Amoebophryaceae
Source: the annotation of a GenBank genome assembly